Messenger RNA from Rhagoletis zephyria (snowberry fruit fly), 312 nucleotides. NCBI's taxonomy places the organism in Eukaryota, Metazoa, Arthropoda, Insecta, Diptera, Tephritidae. The record is from RefSeq and is a predicted model, not a curated record.
AUGAUCUCUCACUUUUUCGAUUCGAUUACAGGCGGCUGGGGAAAACGAGCGCCCAACAAUUGGAACAAACUGUCUGCCGCUUGGGGCAAGCGUCGCCUACCAAACGCCGGCGGCGGCGGCGGCUCCAACAGCUGGAACAACCUCUCGGGAAUGUGGGGCAAGAAGCGCGCCAAGUGGAACGAACUGUCGGGCAUGUGGGGCAAGCGCGCCUGGAAGGACAUGCAGGCCGGCUGGGGCAAGAAGAAGCGCUCCGGCAACUCUCCCCACUGGAACAAGCUGCGCGGCAUGUGGGGCAAGCGAAGUGCAGUCUAA